GUUUUGCUUCCUACUGCUUACCAAUAGCCUAGGCAACGACACAUAUACUCCGGAUCGAAACAACAGCCCCGUGCAAGCACUUGAGGACCACAAUGGAUGAGGUUUUGCUCAAAAGGGUGGGGGCCAAAGGGAAGAGGACCUCCAUGACGGAAGAGCCAACAGAGCCCAAACAGGCUGCAAAUGAUGCUUGGACAGGUCAGGUUGGGGAUGUGAGCUAUGAUGAGCUCAUUCAUUCGGUAUCAUCAUAUGUUAAGGAGUACAUGUCGCACUACGACCCAUCCCACGACUACAACCACAUACAACGAGUCCACCGCUUGGCACUGCUCAUCCUUCACAAAGAGAUCCAGUCCGACAAAUCCGGAACACCACAAUACAACGAGACGCUCCUGACCCUUGGAGCUCUACUCCAUGAUGUCGGCGACCGCAAAUACCUCCUUCCGGGCCAGGACUCGACCACACUGGUGAGGGACGUCCUCCUCGAGAGGGGCUGCCCCGCCGACCUGGCAGACAAGGUCCAAGAUCUCGUCCUCCAUGUUUCCUUCUCCACCGAGAAGAAGGCCCCUCAGAAGGUGCUGGACAAGAUCGCCUCCAUACCAGAGCUGGCUAUCGUGCAGGAUGCAGAUAGGCUCGACGCACUUGGCGCUGUCGGCAUCGCCCGCUGCUUCACCUUUGGCGGCGCAAAGAUGAGCGAGCGGGGCCUGAGCGGCUGCAUCGAUCACUUCGAGGAGAAGCUGGAGCUUUUGGAGGGCAUGAUGAAGACGGAUACUGGGCGGCAGCUUGCCAAGGAACGGACUGAGAGGCUGAAAGUCUUCAGGGGCUGGUGGGAGAGUGAAAAUCUGGGGUCAUCUUGAGUCGCCAGUUUGGAUGCCUAGGUAACCCCACUUACGAAUACACAUCCGCCUACCCCAUAUCACAGGUGCUCAUACGAAGAUUCCAAAAGAGAGGUUUUGUCAAUUCAAAGGAGUUCAGGUGUGUUGUCACGACGAGCGGCACAACGCGGCACAAGACACAGUAUUGGCGCUUUCAUAUUGCGAACUUUGGACUGUCCAUUGUGUCAACCUUUCACUAGGGAAUUGUGCAUUCCGACGGAUCCGGCCAACCAUCAACUAAUUGAAUUUCGAGAACCAGACUCCGCUUGUUCGCUCUCGGUGAUUGUCAAGUAUACAGG
Messenger RNA from Diaporthe batatas, 1168 nucleotides. RefSeq lists its product as uncharacterized. The transcript is spliced from 2 exons. The record is from RefSeq and is a predicted model, not a curated record. Bases 93 to 851 code for a protein of 252 amino acids. Lineage: Eukaryota; Fungi; Ascomycota; Sordariomycetes; Diaporthales; Diaporthaceae.